AUGAGCAAAGUCGUUUCAUCCUCUCAGCGUCGGUUUUUUCAUUCGCAUUCGCAUCAUCAGCAACAACCGCAACCCUCCUUGAAUCAUUUACAACAGAGUGCGGCAGUGGCCAUGAUCGGUCUUCAACAAUUACAACAAGUGGCUGUUGCUUCUCAGAUGAAUUCAACCGCCACAACUGCAGUACUUGCUAAUCGUCAAAAGGCUUCCCAUACAUCAUCUAAAAAUAAAGUACAGAUGGAAGAAAAACCAAAGACCAGCAAAACAAAAGAAACAGAGAAGAAAUAUAAUUCUCAGUUGGAUAAGGAUAUUCGGGAGGGAGAUUUGAUAUUUGUAAAAUUAGAUGGCUGCCCCUAUUGGCCAGCAAAGGUUAUUUCUCCUCACGCCCCACACAUUCCAAAAGCAAUACGGGAGGAAAUUCUUGAACAAAUGGAUGAAGAAGAUACUAAUACAACACUUAUUGAAUUUUUUGGUGACGACAAAUCCAAGUAUUACUGUAUGGACAAGGUUGUAGAAAUUUAUACAAAGAAUUCUGACGUGAUUACAGAUAAAAUGACAAGAAAAAACAAGAAAUUAGCUGAGGCUAUGAGACAAGCCUUGUUGUAUGCUCAAUCAGAAGAACUACUCGACAAUAAUUCUUUGCAAAAUCGAAGACAAAGUUUUUCAGGAAAUAAUUUAACAAUUUCAACUACAAAUGACAAAAAGCGAAAAGUGAAUCCAGUAUCUUCUUCCAAUGACAACAAAAAAAAGAAAGUUAUUUCUGAUGACGAGGAUGAUGUGACAAUAUUAAUUUCUGACAAUGAUUCUGAUACAAUGAGCGACGAUAAUGAGCACCAAAAGCCUAACAAUGAUGAAGAAGAAGAGUAUUCAUUUUCUGAUGAAGAAGAGAGAGAAAAAAAGAAAAGCAAACGGAAAUCAUCGAAACGAAACAAAUUCGAGGCCAGUGAUAAGAAUGCAUGCCAUUCGUGUGGAAAGAAUUACAAAAUAACCGUGACAUGUUCCAACGAUCAAUGUGGAAAAACAUUUUGCAAAAAGUGCUGUGGAAAUCCUAAACUCGACAAGAAAUUUUUUGAGGAUUGGCUUUGUAGUGAUUGCAAAGUUUGUGGUAUUUGUGAGAGUGCAACAUGUAAUUCAUCUCCAAAUGUUACAGAAACUUCACAAAUUGCGAACCGUCUACGUAUUUGUUCGAAAUGUGACUCUUCUUUUCAUAUUAAUUGUUUGGACAAUGAAGGGGCGUUUGUGCUCUACAAGGACAUCUUUACUUGCCCCGAUUGUACAGAAAAGAAAAGUGAAUGGCUUCGAAGACGAGGAGAACACGAUUCCACCUUUGAAAAUUAUUUAUUUACUGCCUCUAAAGGAAUUUUAGAAAAAGUCACCCUUGAUUUUGUUUUGAACAGUCAUGACGACGAUCACGAUGCAGAAGACUCUGAUACUGCAUCCACCACCAGUGACGAAGAUCAAUCCGACACAGAAGACAAGCCCAUCAAGGGCAAUCAGAGAACAUCAUCCUCCGUCCCAUCUCCACCUACCAUCCAUCAUCACGCAAUUCCUAACACUGUCGUGACAACCAGUUGCAAUUGCUCUUCAUUCGUGGAUAACAGUUCCACAGAUUCGGGCAAUACCUCACCGACAACCACUAAGAAAUCCCCAAAAUCUGGACGAGCCACAAAGAAAAAGUUAUGCACACAUGAGCAGUACACUCAUACUGCGGCCGUUGCAGAGUCUCCAAAAACAUCCUCCAUUCAUUCACAUCCUCAUACUCACUCUGCGGACAUGCCUCAUUCCCCACCUCUUCACAAACAAGUAUUUGACCAACCAAUGACUUUAUUGGAAACAUCACAUCCUCUCACUCCAUACAUGAAAACAGAAUUUGGCUGUAGUGAUCGACCACAUAAUAGUAGUAGUACAAACACUGCCGUUGUUUCACCCUCCUCAGCACUGAACUGCUCUGGAAAGAGUAGAAAAGCGACCAAAGUCAAACCGAGAGGAGGAGGAGGAGAUGUCUCCAACUCUUCGGAGAGUAGUGGAAAUUUGCAUGCUCCAUCCAGUGUUUCAUCUCCUCUCAAAGAAGAUGUUACAUCCAUCCCAAGUCCAACCUCAAUGAGUCCAACCACUACAAGUCCCUCAUCGAGUAGCAAUGGUGACACACCUUCGCAAGAGCUCAUUACCUUAUUCAUUAAAUGUUUUGUGGAUGGUUAUCAGACAGACUAUACCAAGAGAGUGCGUGUAUCGAGUCACAUUGAUAUUUCUCAACUGAAAUCCAUCACCAAGUCCAUAGUUCUCAAAAUGAAGAAAUCGACCAAGUUGGAUAAUCACAAAAUUUAUUUGAAGAACAUUGACAGACAUGGGCAUGAAGUUCUUCUUGAUUUAGAUGAAGAUUUCUUUUUGCAUGACCGACUCCAAAACAGCGAUGUUCUUGUGCUCAAGAUGUAG
Messenger RNA from Naegleria lovaniensis, 2430 nucleotides. RefSeq lists its product as uncharacterized. The record is from RefSeq and is a predicted model, not a curated record. NCBI's taxonomy places the organism in Eukaryota, Heterolobosea, Eutetramitea, Acrasida, Naegleriidae. The coding region runs from base 1 to 2430 and encodes 809 amino acids. The transcript is spliced from 3 exons.